GUGGUGCUUGGUUUCAACUCCUUCGGACGGCUAGAGAGAGAGCUAUGGGGGCGGUUCUGUCAGGUUUCUUUGGAGGAGACGCGGCCGCUGCCGACAACUCGUCUUCUGCGGCGUCACCGUCAGGCCGGUCUAGCGUCCUCACCUUUCACUCCUCCGACAGAUGGAAGCUUCACUUGAACGCCUCCAAGCAAAUCCCCAAGCUGAUGGUGGUGGAUUUCUCGGCGUCGUGGUGCGGGCCCUGCAAGUUCAUGGAGCCGGUAAUCGAAGCGAUGGCCGCCAGGCUCAGCGACGUCGAGUUCGUCAAGAUCGAUGUGGAUGAAUUGUCCGAUGUGGCGCGGGAGUUCGACGUGCAGGCGAUGCCGACGUUCGUGUUGCUGAAGCAAGGAAAGGAGGUGGACAAGGUCAUCGGGGCCAACAAGGAUGAGCUCGAGAAGAAGAUUGAGAAGCACAGAGAGAAACCUAAAUUUGCUGCUUGAUUCAUUCUUCUAUUAAGUAAACCUCCUGUCCCAAAGCUUCGCCCCUUUAUUUAUAUGCUCAUAACUAUCUUAAUUCAGCGAUCAUGAAUAUGAACACAAACCGUGGCAACUCUUGUUUAAAUGUUUGUCACUUCUAGGUCUUUGUCUAGAUUGUUUUAUCUUCAACUGUGAUCCUCCUCCUGGAUUAUCUUGAUAUUAAUCUCUCGUGCUGCUUUGGGGUUA
Diospyros lotus (date-plum) is the source of this 698-nucleotide messenger RNA. Its product is annotated as thioredoxin H2. The coding region runs from base 45 to 476 and encodes 143 amino acids. The transcript has 3 exons. NCBI's taxonomy places the organism in Eukaryota, Viridiplantae, Streptophyta, Magnoliopsida, Ericales, Ebenaceae. The record is from RefSeq and is a predicted model, not a curated record.